UUUUUUUUUUUUUUUUAGAGGGUAAUCGAUCUCUUCUUCUCCUUCUCUCGUCUCUCUCGUCUCUCUCUCUCCUCGUGAAAUCAACCGAGCAUGGAAGCAUCGGAGCUACAUGAUCUCUCCGACGACGCCGACUACGCUGCCUCUCAACUACAAGGAUCGGCUAGCAUGAUGCGGUGCGACAGCGAUAAGAGAAGUAGAUCUAGUGAUCCCGACGCCGCUGAAUUGAUAUAUUUGAAGGACAACGUCGCAAUUCAUCCCACACAGUUCGCAACGGAGAGGAUCAGUGGUCGUUUGAAGUUAACCAAGCAAGACGCUCUUCUCUUCCUGUCGUGGAUUCCGUACAAGGGACAAACCUCUAAUGCAAAGUUAUCAGAGAAAGACAGGAAUCUUUAUACCAUCACAGCAGUUCCAUUCACUGAAGUUAGGUCCAUCAGGCGGCACACUCCUCCUCUCGGAUGGCAGUAUGUCAUCGUCGUGCUCUCUUCUGGACUUGCAUUCCCGCCUCUGUACUUCUACAACGGAGGAGUUAAGGAGUUUCUAGCCACAGUGAAGCAACAUGUUCUUCUUGCUAGGUCAGCAGAAGAUGCAAACGUGUUCAUUGUGAAUGAUUUUCAGAGUCGCUUGCAGAAAACUCUUUCUUCAUUGGAGUUGCCAAGUUCACUGCCUGUUGCAAGUGGACAAUCUACGUACCCAUUAGAUGAAGUAUAUUCUAAUGAAAAUCAAGGGGGAACAAGUGCAGGUAUCGACAACAGAGUUUCUAAUGUUUCCCAGUAUGGAUUGAGGAAGCAGAAGAGUCAUGAUCCUACUCGUGAUCUUUCAAUUCAUCUUCUAGAGAAGUUUUCUCUGGUUACUAAGUUUGCUCGAGAAACAACAACUCAGUUGUUUUCUGAAAACAAUGGCUUUGGUUCCGCCGGCAAGAGAUGGAAUAACCAGCCCGUGCAUAGUUAUCCCGAAAAGCUGUCAAAUAUUGUUGAGGAAAAACAUGAUCAAAACCCUCAUAGUUAUCCUGAAAAGGAGCAUCUCAAUGAUGAAGAAAUUUAUAAUGACAUUGAUGUCCCUGCUGAUCCCUUAGAGUUUAACAAGUUGAGUUUGGUGUGGGGAAAACCAAGGCAAUCACCAAUGGGGUCUCAAGAGUUCACAGCAUUCUUGGAUUCUGAAGGACGAGUUGUUGAAUCAAAAGCUCUUCGAGAGAGAGUUUUCUAUGGAGGCAUUGAGCACCAUUUGCGAAAAGAGGUCUGGCCCUUUCUCUUGGGAUAUCAUGCAUAUGAAUCAACGUAUGCAGAGAGAGAAUAUCUUCGAUCUGUCAAACAGAUGGAAUAUGCAACCUUGAAACAACAGUGGCAGAGCAUCUCCCGCGAACAAGCAAAAAGGUUCACAAAAUAUCGGGAGAGGAAGGGGCUGAUAGAUAAAGAUGUGGUAAGAACUGAUAGGUCAUUUGAGUACUAUGAAGGGGAUGAUAAUCUGAAUGUCAAUAUCAUGCGUGAUAUUUUGUUGACCUACUCCUUCUACAAUUUUGACCUCGGUUACUGCCAGGGAAUGAGUGAUUAUCUGUCUCCUAUCUUGUUCGUGAUGGAGGAUGAAUCAGAAGCCUUUUGGUGUUUUGUGGCAUUGAUGGAACGCCUUGGACCCAACUUUAACCGUGAUCAGAAUGGGAUGCAUACUCAGCUCUUUGCACUCUCAAAGCUGGUGGAGUUGCUCGAUAGCCCACUGCAUAAUUACUUUAAGCAGAAUGACUGCUUGAAUUACUUCUUCUGUUUCCGCUGGAUCCUGAUACAAUUUAAAAGGGAGUUUGAGUACGAGAAGACAAUGCAGCUGUGGGAGGUGUUAUGGACCCAGUACCUCACAGAACACCUUCACCUCUAUGUUUGUGUAGCAAUCCUGAAGCGAUGUCGCAGUACGAUAAUGGGAGAACAGAUGGAUUUCGACACUCUCUUAAAGUUCAUCAACGAGCUUUCUGGGCAUAUUGACCUGGAUUCCACAGUCAGAGAUGCCGAAGCACUUUGCAUAUGUGCCGGUGAAAACGGUGCUACUAGUAUCCCUCCAGGAACCCCUCCUUCUUUGCCUCUUGAUGAUGGUAUCGUAUAUUCUCUGGACGAUGAUGUUUUGUAAGUCUUACAACUUUCCCUUUUCUUAAGGACAUGUUUCCAAAAUUACGCACAGUUAUUAAUUCAAUGGACGUAUGUUUUUUGUUUU
This is a messenger RNA of Brassica oleracea var. oleracea, 2193 nucleotides long. Its product is annotated as TBC1 domain family member 15. The transcript is spliced from 15 exons. Bases 91 to 2109 code for a protein of 672 amino acids. Lineage: Eukaryota; Viridiplantae; Streptophyta; Magnoliopsida; Brassicales; Brassicaceae. The record is from RefSeq and is a predicted model, not a curated record. Gene Ontology annotation, biological process: activation of GTPase activity. Gene Ontology annotation, molecular function: GTPase activator activity.